UUUUCGUGUGUGUAUUUACCACUGUCGCAAUCAAGCUUAGACUCCAUUUUCAUCUUCUUUUCUACUUUUAAACUCCCCAUCACCUUUGCAAUUUUCCCCUCUCCACCUUUAAAUCCUCUUUCCAAAUCGUCCAACUUUUCACAUCAUACUCCACAAUUACAAAUUUCAAACUUGGUGUUUUGCUUCCACUAAUCUAGCUAGCCUCUGUUUGGAACUGCAAAUUCAAAAUACCAAAAUGGGAAGUGGUAAAUUAGGUGAUUCAGGUAUUAUUGCGAUCACGGCUAAGAUCAUGAUGGCUGUCGUCGUAUUUCUCUUCUUUACGGUGCUCUUGGUAUUCUUCCUUCACAUAUACUCCAAAUUUUUCACGACAGAGGACGCCAACCCCAACGACGGCACAAGGCGUCGCCGCCGCCGCCGCCGCCGGUUCGACUUCGCCGGUGGUUAUCAGGAAGUGAAUGCACUCCAGAGAGGCAUUGACCCUUCAAUCCUUAAAACCAUACCUGUAAUUCCAUUUGAUACCAAGGAUUUUAAAGAUGGAUUGGAAUGCUCAGUUUGUCUAAGCCAAGUCUGUGAAGGUGAAAAGGCGAGACUUUUGCCUAAAUGCAAUCAUGGGUUUCAUGUCGAUUGCAUUGACAUGUGGUUUCAAUCUCAUUCCACUUGCCCUUUAUGCCGAAACCCCAUUUCAGAUACGCAAUCCACAAAUUCCGGGGCCAUCUCAGUAGCUUCCACAGAGACACCAAAUUUACCAACUAAUGUUCUUUUCUGGGGAGAGGAAACUACUACAUCAUCAGCAUCCACAAGCAAUAGGCCAGAUGGGGUUUUGAGGAUUGAUAUUCCAAGACGCAAUGAUGAAGAAGAACAGAAAACACCAACACCAACACAAUUGAGAUCUUUAACGAGGCUAUUUAGCAGUUUGAAUCCUUGCAGUCCCAGAAAUGUAGAUGUAGAACGAGGAAGCAGGGACCAGAGCUAGAGAUUGUUACACCUCUGGAAUUCGGACAAGUGUGGAAUCUUAGGAACUAUAAUUCACUAGAUUGAAGUUAAUUGAUUGAUUCUUGAUGCAGAUGAGAAGUUGUCUGCAAUCUUCAUAUGUCUAUUAUGUAUUUGUAAUACUAGAUUGUAUAUGUGUAAAACAUAUUGCUAGGGCUAAGGGGCUUCUCUGUUUGAGAAUUGAGGGGAAUCUAUCUUCUCUUACAGGAGAGUAUUUGUUAUUAAUGUGAGUAUUCAUUUGUCGUAUGGGUUCUA
Messenger RNA from Solanum pennellii, 1245 nucleotides. RefSeq names its product RING-H2 finger protein ATL3-like. The coding region runs from base 236 to 973 and encodes 245 amino acids. The transcript has a single exon. The record is from RefSeq and is a predicted model, not a curated record. NCBI's taxonomy places the organism in Eukaryota, Viridiplantae, Streptophyta, Magnoliopsida, Solanales, Solanaceae.